Messenger RNA from Mustela lutreola (European mink), 2381 nucleotides. It is a transcript of the gene NCOA4, whose product is annotated as nuclear receptor coactivator 4. Gene Ontology annotation, molecular function: transcription coactivator activity. Gene Ontology annotation, biological process: intracellular iron ion homeostasis; response to hormone. NCBI's taxonomy places the organism in Eukaryota, Metazoa, Chordata, Mammalia, Carnivora, Mustelidae. The transcript has 11 exons. The coding region runs from base 335 to 2248 and encodes 637 amino acids. The record is from RefSeq and is a predicted model, not a curated record.
GCGGCUGGGCUAAGAUGGAAGCGGGAAGAAAGAGAGGGUGCGGACGCCUGGGGGCACUAGUGGUCGGGUUGCUGUGGAGCCGGAGGGCGUAGGCGGUGGCUGUGGGGCGCGCUGCGAGAAGGGAACCCUGAAAGGAACCUGUGAAACAACCCGUCUAGGGACUCUGGCCUUCGUGGGAGGAAGCAAAGCUUUCCCAACUGCGUGUCUUCCUGGUUGCAACUCUGCUGCCCUUCGCUGGGUCCGCGCCUCGGCGCUCAAGGCCCCUCCAGUGAGCAAGCAAGCCAUGGUUCUUCUAACAGUCAUUUAAAGUGCCUGAGAGAUUUUCUCCAAGAACAUGCAAUUCAGAGGCUCCACGAGAGGAACAGUGAGCAGAAUGAGUACCUCACAGGACCAGAGUGGCUGCUCCAGUACUAGAGAGCCCCUUUUGAGGUGUUGUGAUGCACGGAGGGACUUGGAGCUUGCUAUUGGUGGAGUUCUCCGGGCUGAACAGCAAAUUAAAGAUAACCUGCAAGAGGUCAAAGCCCAGAUUCACAGCUGCAUAAGCCGUCACCUGGAAUGCCUUCGAAGCCGUGAGGUGUGGCUGUAUGAGCAGGUAGAUCUCCUCUAUCAGCUUAAAGAGGAGACACUUCAGCAGCAGACCCAACAGCUCUACUGGUUACUGGGCCAGUUCAAUUGUCUUAUUCAUCAGCUAGAGUGCACCCAAAACAAAGAUCUAGCCAAUCAAGUUUCUGUGUGCCUGGAGAGACUGGGCAAUUUGACCCUCAAACCCGAAGAUUCGACUGUCCUGCUGUUUGAAGCAGACACAACUGCUCUGCGUCAGGCCAUCACCACGUUUGGAUCCCUCAAGACCAUUCAAAUUCCUGAGCACCUGAUUGCUCACGCUAAUUCAUCGAAUAUUGGGCCUUUCCUGGAGAAAAGAGGUUAUAUCCCAUUGCCAGAACAGCAGAAGUCAGCAUCCAGCACCACGGCUGUCUCUCUCAGUGACUGGCUCCUUGGAAGCAAACCUGCCAGUGGUCGUCAGGCUCCUUACAUCCCCAGCACCAACCUCCAGGACUGGCUCACCCAAAAGCAGACCUUGGAGAACAGUCAGACUUCUGCCAGAGCCUGCAAUUUCUUCAGUAAUGUCUGGGGCAACGUAAAGGGCUUAGAAAACUGGCUCUACAAGAGUCAGCAACAAGAGGUUCCUGAAAAACCAACUUCCCAAAAGUGUAACAGCCAUUCUACCACCAGUUCUUACUCUGUUGAAAUUGAAAAGGUUGGAGACCUGGACCUUCUUGAUCAAGAUGAGAUGGACCUUUCUGAUUGGCUGGUGACUCCUCAGGAAUCCCUGGAGAAGCCUGGGAAUGGCAGCUGUGAAACCAGUGAGAAGUUGAAGCUCCUGUUGCACGUGUUCCAGGAGCCCUACAGUGUGAAUGAUUGGCUUGUCAAGCCCGAUUCCUGUACCAAUUGUCGGGGCAACCAGCCCAAGGGUGUAGAGAUCGAAAACCUAGGCAAUCUGAAGUGCCUGAAUGACCAUUCUGAGGCCAAGAAACCCUUGUCUACUCUGAGCCUGAUUACGGAGGAUUGGCUUGUUCAGAACCAUCAGGACCCAUAUAAAGUAGAGGAGGUAUGCAAGGCCAACGAGCCCUGUACAAGCUUUGCAGAGUGUGUGUGUGAUGAGAACUGUGAGAAGGAAGCUCUGUGUAAAUGGCUUCUGAAGAAAGAAGGAAAAGACAAAAAUGGUAUGCCUGUGGAACCAAAUCCUGAGCCUGAGAAGUGUACAGAUUCCCUGAGUAUGUGGCUCUGUCCUUCCAGAAAAGAGGCAACACAACAAGCUAAGAUGUCAAAGGCAGUGGCUCCUUCUAGAAUUGCUGAUUCCUUCCAAGUCAUAAGGAACAGUCCUUUGUCAGAGUGGCUCAUCACACCCUCAUGCAAAGAAGGUUGUCCCAAAGAAGUGCCUAGUAUUGAAGAUAGAGCUGGCAAGCAAAAGCUUAUGAACCCGGCGGCCACUUCGUGGUGUCCCUUAAACACAGCUGACUGGGUCUUGCCAGGAAAGAAAAUGGGAAACCUCAGCCAGUUAACUUCAAGAGAAGACAAGUGGCUACUUCGAAAGAAGGCCAAGGAAGUAUUACUUAACUCACCCCUACAGGAGGAACAUAACUUUCCCCAAGACCGUUACGGCCUCCCAGCAGUUUGUGACCUCUUUGCCUGUAUGCAGCUUAAAGUUGACAAAGAAAAGUGGUUAUAUCGAACUCCUCUACAGAUGUGAAAGAGUGGAACACGAAUCAAACAGCUUUUCUGCAAAUUUACACAUCCAUGGGCCGAGUGACUGUGUGGCUUACCAAAUCAUUGUGUUUCUGGGUCUGACCAGUCAGCUUAGUUCCUUUCCUGUCUAAUUUUUA